This is a messenger RNA of Penicillium brasilianum, 453 nucleotides long. Lineage: Eukaryota; Fungi; Ascomycota; Eurotiomycetes; Eurotiales; Aspergillaceae. The record is from the annotation of a GenBank genome assembly.
CAGGAACGGCGCUGUGUAUACGCUUCGAGUUCCAUCACAAUCAUGGCUGGCCCCAGCAAGUCCCUGGUCCUUGACCCGGCCCUCCAGAAAUACUACGAACUCAACGCCAACCGCUACAAGUACUUCCGCUGGACCCCGCGCCAUGCCUGGCUGUCCUUCGUCUACAUGCUCGCUAUCCCCGGUGCUCUGACCUGGGUCGCCUAUAAGACCGAGGGCAAGUACGAGCUCCGUGGCAAGAGAAGGGGGGACACCAUUGCCGAGUGGUAGAGAGGUGGUUGGUGAUUUGAAUUGAUCGAAGGCGAUUCCUGAGAUGCAGUGGCGAUACAUGAGAUGCUUAUCCAACACAUCCUGGGUUGACCACUCGUCGGAAUUGCAAGAGGAUGGAAGCGAAAACCCCAGUCUUACUUUUUUACCGGCGCCCCUCGCUCUUGGGCUGUGUACCUUACUACGAGC